AGCAACGCCAACGAGUUCAAUUUUGUUUAAAUUGUGCGUUGUGAACAGUGUAGUUAUAACAGUUGCCGGCAAUUCAUUGCAAAAUUGUACUAUACUAUAAUAAAUAUCCAUUAAGAAACUUUGAGCAGCUGUUCUCAAAAAAGGGAGAGGCUGAAGCACAGCCAAAGAUUAAUAUGCAAUUUACGGAACCAAUUGGGUUCGAGGCGUUUUUGUUUACGGAACGAUUUACGGAACCACGUGAAGUCAGUGCUGCAAAUUGUGGUGAGAAAACAUUAUUGGCGGUUUGCUCAUGGAGGAAUCCCAAGUUCCUGCAAUUUAACAAAGAUGAGGAUAAGUGGCAGGAAUAUGCGAGUAUAAAUUACGACCACGUGGGUUAUAGAACCAUUUUGAAGGAUGAUAAUAUAUUAUUUUUUGGCGGUAAGAAAGGUAAUAACGCACUCAACAUCGUCCACAGCUGGAAUAUACGGAAUAAGACAUGGCAAAAUUUGCCCCCCAUGAACCAAGCCAGAUACCAGCCCUGUGUUUUCGAAUUAGAUGAUAAAAUCUAUGCGAUUGGUGGUUUUGAUGGUAAAAACGUUCUGUCGUCGGUGGAAAGAUAUACGACUUCCGAUGGUUGGAAGUUCAUGAGAAACUUGAUUGUUGGACGACAGGACGCCAGUGCAGUGGGGUUGAAUGGUAAAAUUUACAUAUUUGGCGGUAGAAGUGAUCGUAAGGCCUUAAAAUCCGUCGAAUGCUACAACCCGAAUUCGUAUACUUGGACUUCUUGCGCAGAUAUGACAGACUAUCACCAUUUACCUGCUGUAGCUGCACAUAAAGGUCACAUCUAUGUUAUAGGUGAUUAUUUUGAUAGCAGAGCUGUUGAACGUUACGAUCCUCAACGAGACACAUGGUCUAAGAUUUGCUCUCUGAAUGCUGGCGGUGGUUUUAUGGCUUCCGUAUCGCUAGACAAUAAGCUAUGGGCCAUUGGUGGCACCUCUGCUGGCAAGACACUUGUAUCAGUCUAUGACGAGGAAAAUGACCGUUGGGGACAAAAGUUCUCAAUUCCUGAAACCAAUAUUUGUUCUUGUCUUGUUGUGCCUGUUGCCUUACUGACGUCGAAUGAAUAACAAUAUUAAUAAAUAUUUGUUUUUGUAAUAAAUUCUCUGCUAAUAAAAACCAAAAUAUCUGAUUUUUUAGCUUUGGAAAA
Molecule: messenger RNA, 1186 nt
Organism: Bactrocera dorsalis (oriental fruit fly)
Lineage: Eukaryota; Metazoa; Arthropoda; Insecta; Diptera; Tephritidae
Product: kelch-like protein 5
Exons: 6
Coding region: 174-1106 (310 amino acids)
Molecular function (GO): protein binding
Source: RefSeq, a predicted model, not a curated record